Formica exsecta is the source of this 765-nucleotide messenger RNA. RefSeq names its product histidine-rich glycoprotein-like. The transcript has a single exon. NCBI's taxonomy places the organism in Eukaryota, Metazoa, Arthropoda, Insecta, Hymenoptera, Formicidae. The record is from RefSeq and is a predicted model, not a curated record. The coding region runs from base 1 to 765 and encodes 254 amino acids.
AUGGCUAAAUACAUAGGCCCAUGCUUGCUCCUGGUAAUGGCUGUGAUAUGCACGGUCAUUACCGUAUCUUCGGCGCGAGAUGUCCGAAAUAUAAAAGAUUUAGAAGUAUCCGGUUCUCACCAUCAUGGUCAUCAUCACGAGCAUGGCGGAGGUCAUGAACAUCAUUCUCAUCAUCAUGGAGAACAUGGUGAAAAAGGUCAUAAGGGCCAUAAAGGUCAUCAUCAUCACGAAAAGGGAGAACACGGUCAUCAUGGCAAAGAACAUCAUGAAGGUCAUCAUCACGAGCAUGGCGGGCAUAAGAAGGGUCAUCACGAUGAACAUGAUGAGCACGGCAGUCAUCACGAACACGAACACGGCCAUAAAGAGUCGAAAUUUGGCCAUGGAAAAGGCCAUAAGAAGGGCGAGAAAACUCACGGUUAUCAUCAUAAAUCACACAAAGAUGAAUUCCAUAAAGAACACAAAUUCUAUGAUGAUUACCACAAAGGUGGUCACCAUGAGAAGCAUGGCGAUCAUCACGAGCAUCAUGGUGGGAAGGAAGGCCAUCAUAAGAAGGGUGGACAUCAUCAUUCGGGCCAUCAUGAAGAUCAUCAUGGUAAGAAAGGUCACCAUGAUAAAGGACAUUUCGAUGAGGAUCAUCAUGGCCACCAUGGCAAACAUGGUCACGAAGAACACCAUCAUCAUCAUGAUGAUUAUGGAAAGAAGAGCGAGCAUCAUGGUGGUAAAAAGCAUGGUUUCUCGAGCGGUCAUCACGGUCAUCACCAUUAA